This is a messenger RNA of Galeopterus variegatus (Sunda flying lemur), 1187 nucleotides long. RefSeq names its product calcium release activated channel regulator 2B (gene CRACR2B). Bases 1 to 930 code for a protein of 309 amino acids. The transcript has 7 exons. Gene Ontology annotation, molecular function: calcium ion binding. Lineage: Eukaryota; Metazoa; Chordata; Mammalia; Dermoptera; Cynocephalidae. The record is from RefSeq and is a predicted model, not a curated record.
AUGGCCAGCCCUGGGAAGCCUGGAGCUGGGGAGGCCCAGGAGGAGGAGGGGGACAAGGAGGGGGGCUCCGCAGGGCGGCAGGCGAUGCUGGAGCAGGCCCAGGAGCUGUUCCUGCUGUGUGACAAGGAGGCCAAGGGCUUCAUCACCCGGCAGGACCUGCAGGGCUUGCAGAGCGACCUGCCCCUCACGCCGGAACAGCUGGAGGCCGUGUUUGAAAGUCUAGACCAGGCCCACACUGGCUUCCUCACCGCCCGGGAGUUCUGCCUUGGCCUGGGGAGGUUUGUGGGGGCGGAGUCGGCCCAGGGCCCUCCGGUGUCCCGGACUCCCGAGGAAACCUUCGAGUCGGGCUGGUCCGACGUGCAGGGCCCCGGGGGCUCUCCCGAGGAGGACGACGAACGAGUCUGCGCCGCGCUGGAGCAGCUGGGGGUGGCCCGGGAGCGGAGAGGCCGCCUGGAGUUGGAGCUGCAGAGCCGCGAGCAGGAGCUGGAGCGCGCUGGGCUGCGGCAGCGGGAGUUGGAGCGGCAGCUGCAGGCCCGGACCGCGGAGCAGCUGGAGGCGCAGGACCAGAACGCGCAGCUGUGGCGGGCCCACGAGGCGCUGCGGGCGCAGCUGGAGGACGCCCAGGAGCAGCUCCGCAGACUGGAGAGCGACGAGCGGAGCCGCCGGGAGCAGACCCAACGAGACGUGGUCGCGGUCUCCAGGAACAUGCAGAAAGAGAAACUCAGCCUCCUACGGCAACUGCAGCUGCUCAGGGAGCUGAACACCCGGCUGCGCGAUGAGAGGGAUGCCUGUGAGGCCCAGCGGCUGGGCAGUAGUCGCAGGAAGGCUCUGGCCACAGCCCGCCUGCCUGGGCCCACCUGCUGCUGUUGCUGCUGCUGCUGCAGUUGGGCUCGUUCUGAGACACGGCUCUGGCCACCUUCCCAGUGCUAGAUGACCAGCCCCCCGUGACUCACUGGGUGUUAUCUGGAGAAGCUGCCCCUUGGAGGCGACUCGUCCUGGGUGGGGGACUGCCCAUUCAGGAUGUGGCUCUACCCAGCAGGCAUGCCUGAUGGAAGACAUGUAGGAACUAAUCUGGAAGUGGUCAGGGUCUCCUGUGCCCCCUGCCAGUCUUCAUCCUGUCCCCAUCCCAUUAACCAUCUCUGCCCAGCAGAAAAACCUCCUCUGCCAAAUAAAGUCCAUUGACUGCA